This is a messenger RNA of Phaeoacremonium minimum UCRPA7, 1113 nucleotides long. RefSeq lists its product as hypothetical. The transcript has a single exon. NCBI's taxonomy places the organism in Eukaryota, Fungi, Ascomycota, Sordariomycetes, Togniniales, Togniniaceae. Bases 1 to 1113 code for a protein of 370 amino acids. The record is from RefSeq and is a predicted model, not a curated record.
AUGGACGGCAUCAAGUCCCUGGCCGAGCUGACAUUCGAAAGGUCGCAGAAGUUCCGACCACUGCCGGCGGACUACCGAUACAACGUCAUCGAGAUCGGCGCCUUCGAUGACGGCCCCGCCUUCAACGAGUGGCUGGUCCAGGAAGAUGACCUGCCGGCCUUCGUGACAAAGGAGCCCGUAGACAGCGACAACAAGACGGCGGAGGCUUCCCUGAAGCUCAUCUGCAUACCACGCGAUGUCGACGUCACGCUUGCGAUCUCGAAGGGGACGUUCAAAGCACUAUUCGAGGCCAUGGACGCUGACCCUUGUGCCCUAUACAUGAUUGCCCGGGACUACGAUGGUUUUCAUGAGUAUAACGGCAGCGAGUCGCCCGUAACAACAUUCGUGGGCACGCCGACCUAUGCAAUUGUCUGGACUUUCAAUCGGAAGACGAUGGUAACGCGCGGUCUCUUCUUACGGCGCCGGCCAGAUCCAUGGGCUCCGUUCCGCGACGUGCUAGACACAUAUCGCUUCUACCUCUUCACUCCACACCUCCUCUCAUUCGUCUCGUCGUUCUAUAUGCUUCGCUUCUUCGACGAGCAGACGAAUGAGCUGGAACUGCAAACGAUACGAAUGAUUGAGACGGCAACAGGGUUCGGGAGCGACGAAUCUCAUCCGCCGCCCGAGCCUGUCGACACGAAGCGGCUGACAAGCUGGGCGCAAGCGACUGCUGAGGUGCAGACUGAUCUCUCCAACGCACUACGACACCAGAAAACCAGUCGCGCGCUGCUGGCCCAUCUCACGCUCUCGUUCGACACGCAUGAGGCAGACGUCGUCCCGGACGCAUUCCUCGACCGCUACCACCGCAGCCUGCAGGCGUUGGCGGACGCGGUGCCGACGCUCGAGCGCCACAUGGACGUUUUCGAGGACUACGCCGCGUACUUGAAGGACCGGGCCGGGCGCCUGGGCGCAGUGGUAGGUCACCUCAUCGCGUCGCACCUCGACAUCAGCCUCGAGUUUGAUCUGACGGACGCCCAAGCUAUCUGCACUUCUCGCCCGCGGGGGAUCAGUCGCCGCAAGUCUUCACAGCAGCAGCAACAACAACAGCUUGGUCGAGAGCGGAAGGCGAUCUGA